AUGGACAUCACUAACGGGACACAAGUCACAAGGUUUAUCUUUUCAGGACUGACGAAUGAUGACAACCUUAUCCCCUUCCUCUUUAUACUCUUCUUUCCUCUUUAUAUCAUGACCAUCAUGGCAAAUGUUGGCUUACUUACUAUUGUCCAAACCACUUCGAGCCUUCAGAACCCAAUGUACUUCUUCCUGAGUUACCUCUCUCUGGUGGACGUCUUCUAUUCCUCUUCAGUUAUCCCUAAAAUGCUUGUGGACCUCAUAUCCAAGAAGAAGGCUAUCUCAUUUGUAGGUUGUGCUUUCCAAUUUUUCGUCUACUGUUUACUGGUGGCCAGUGAAUCUCUUCUCUUCUCCACUAUGUCAUAUGAUCGCUAUGUCGCCGUCUGCCACCCUCUCCAUUAUAUGACUAUUAUGACUAAGAAGAAAUGUCUAUGCCUUGUUUCUGUUGUUUUAUCUAUUGGAUUCAUACAGUCAUCGGUACAGACUGGCUGUACUUUCACUCUAAAAUUCUGUGGGUCAAACCUCAUCAACCAUUUCUACUGUGAUGUUUUCCCAGUUCUUAAACUGUCCUGCUCUGAUAAUUUCACAUGUGGCAUUAUAACCAUCUGCAUUGUAUGCAUUCUAGGCAUAGGUCCACUUAUAGUUAUUCUACUUUCAUACCUGCUAAUUAUCUUCUCAGUUUCACAAAUAAAAUCGUCAUCGGGCAGAAGUAAAGCCUUCAGCACCUGCUCAUCACAUCUCAUGUGCGUCUUCAUCUUCUAUGGAUCUAUUUUUUUCACUUACCUGCGUUCUCACUCCAGAAUCUUUACAGUAAAAGACAAGGUGGCUUCUGUCUUCUACACAGCAGUGACACCAAUGCUGAACCCCCUAAUAUAUAGUCUGAGAAACCAAGAUGUGAAACACACCGUCAUAACAUUAGUUCGGAAACUGUUAAAGAAGCGUAAAUGGUGUUCUACCAGUACUUAA
Molecule: messenger RNA, 960 nt
Organism: Bufo bufo (common toad)
Lineage: Eukaryota; Metazoa; Chordata; Amphibia; Anura; Bufonidae
Product: olfactory receptor 1020-like
Exons: 1
Coding region: 1-960 (319 amino acids)
Biological process (GO): G protein-coupled receptor signaling pathway; sensory perception of smell
Cellular component (GO): membrane
Molecular function (GO): olfactory receptor activity; odorant binding; G protein-coupled receptor activity
Source: RefSeq, a predicted model, not a curated record